Molecule: messenger RNA, 863 nt
Organism: Eufriesea mexicana
Lineage: Eukaryota; Metazoa; Arthropoda; Insecta; Hymenoptera; Apidae
Product: exosome complex component RRP43
Exons: 7
Coding region: 42-863 (273 amino acids)
Biological process (GO): exonucleolytic trimming to generate mature 3'-end of 5.8S rRNA from tricistronic rRNA transcript (SSU-rRNA, 5.8S rRNA, LSU-rRNA); nuclear polyadenylation-dependent rRNA catabolic process; U5 snRNA 3'-end processing
Cellular component (GO): cytoplasmic exosome (RNase complex); nuclear exosome (RNase complex)
Molecular function (GO): mRNA 3'-UTR AU-rich region binding
Source: RefSeq, a predicted model, not a curated record
GAAUGAAAAGGUCAAUUGUAUUAUUGGUUAUUAUUUAAGUUAUGGAUUCACAAUACAAGAUUAUUCAUCCUAUAAAAUAUUUGCAAGACCAUUUGGCACAAGAUGUUCGUCCAGAUGGUAGGCAAUUCUUAUCUUUUCGUCCAAUAAGUGUAAAUGUAGCAUCAGUCACUCAUGCUGAUAGCUCAGCUAUAUUCAAAAUUGGUAACACAACAGUUGUGUGUGGUAUUAAAGCUGAAUUAGCAGUACCUAAGGCAGAAUCUUCAGAAUGUGGUUACAUUGUGCCAAAUGUUGAAUUACCACCUUUAUGUUCCCCAAAAUUUCGACCAGGUCCACCAAGUGACCAAGCACAAGUUAUUACAAAAUUGAUAGAAAAUAUUUUAAGAAAUUCUGCAGCUAUUGAUUUAAAAGAUCUUUGUGUUUACAAAGGUAAAUUAGUAUGGGUUUUAUAUUGUGACCUUGUCUGUAUUAACUAUGAUGGUUCAAUAAUCGAUGCCUCUAUUGGAGCACUAACAACUACACUUAAUACUUUAACUUUGCCUGAAAUAUUUUACAAUGAAGAAACUGGAAAUGUGUCUAUAAAUUCUACAAAAAGAAUACGAUUUCCAAUUAAAGCAUUACCAGUUUCUGUAACUUUUGCAAUAUUUGAUAAUCAAUUAUUGAUUGCUGAUCCUACUGAUGUUGAAGAAAGUUUAUGUUUAGGAAGAUUAACUAUUGUAAUGAAUGAAAACAAACUUUGUUGCAUACACAAACCUGGUGGAAUUCCAAUCUCACAAAAUUUAUUUCUAGAGAGCAUAAGUAAGUGUAAAAAAAGAGUAGAAUUAGUGAGAUCGUUAAUUGAUAUUGCUAUAUCAUCAGUUGCAUAA